AUAAAGGUAUAUAUAUAUUAUUAAAUGUUCAGUUAUAUUCUAUAUACGUUGUCAUGAGUACUACAUAUAUAUAUAGUCUUCAACAAUGAAUAUUUAUAUGAUAUAUAGCGAGCUUAUUUUGAAAUUUAGAAUAAAUAUAUAUAAUAACAAUGAAUCCAGAAGGAUAUCAUUUCAGUCAUCCACAUCAUAGAUUUUAUCUAUAUAAUUGGUCAUAUACAUAUUAUUGGCGUUGUUGCUUGUGCAAUCAAUUAAUCACAUCAGGAGAGGAGUAUUACAAAUGCGAGGGGUAUUGCUUCAAUGUUGUGCAUAAACAAUGUGGUGAGUUGCCAGAGCAAAUCAAUAACCACACCUUCCACGAUCAACACCCUCUCACCCUUCGAAUUCACAACAACAACAUCAGUUCAUGUUGCUUUUACUGUGACAAAUCCUUCGGGGAUGAAUAUGCUUACAGCUGCGAGGAGUGUGAGUUCUACAUGCACAUGAGAUGUGCUGCAAUCCCAUUGCCCACCCUUACAUGCCAUGAUGGGGAUAUUAUUGUUCGAUUCUCUUGUCAUCAACAUCCAAUGGCCAUUUUCGAUCAAGAUGAUGGUAAAGAUGCAUAUCAAGGUAACAAUUGUUUUGUGUGUCAAUUACCUUGGUCUACUACUCCAUCCUAUUCUUGCACAACACUCACAUGUAAAAAUUUUGUCCAUAAGUCAUGUGCUCAAUUGUCCCAAACAAUUAAUCAUCCUUUCCAUUCACACCAACCUCUUAAACUUCAAAUAACUAAGCUUCAAACUUGUGAUGUUUGUUGCAAGAAAGAUUGUAAGCUCGGUUUUAUUUGUUGUGAGAGUGGAUGCAACUUUAAAUUGUGUACUAAAUGUACCAAUCUUCACACAACUGUAAAAUGUCGUAGUCACGAUCACUCGCUUGCUUUGGUGGAAAAUGCAUGUUGUGAUCAUAAUAUUCAAUGUGAUGCUUGUUUGAGGUCAUAUAAGGGAUUGCAAGUUCCAUCUAAUCGUGCUAAUUUUGAAGUUCAACGUACUCAAUCACUCUUGUUUCGUUGCAUGGAAUGUACUUACAAUCUCCAUUUUAUCUGUGGCCCAUUGCCAUUUAUGGUUAAAGAUGACUACCACAUUCACAAAUUGACUCUUGUUGAUUCACUAAACGAAGAAGAGUUCGAAGAAUAUUAUUGUGAUUCCUGUGAAGAAGAAAGGAAUCCACAAUUUCGUGUGUACACGUGCACUGACUGCAAAUAUACAGCGCACGUACAUUGCAUGAUGAAUGAGAUUAUGAAAGCAAUAAAAGGAGAGACAAACACCAAUAAUUAUGUGGAGUCAAUGGCCUUUGGAGAAUCUCGAUGGGAUUGGACCAUUUAUGAAAAAGCAAAACAGCACCAACAUCAGACCCUUCAAGGCAUAAUCAAAACACUAACCUUAGAAGAAAAACACAAACUGACUUAUCCAUUGGAUUUUACUCAUUUCAAACACCAUUAUAAUUAUUUUAGAAAUUUAAAUUCUCAAUUUGAUGAGUUAGGAUCUCUUGAAAAUUUCAAAAAAUUUAAAGAGUUUUUGCAAUCAGACUAUGAUCUAUUCUGGAGAGAACUGAUUUGGUACACAAGUGAAGAAGGUUUAAAAGUAGAAGAUGAAAAGUAUUUAAGGCAAGAGGUUGUAGAAGUAGCAGAGGGUAAAUACAUGGUCCCCAAGACAUUGGCCCCUAUUCUCACAACAUUCAUUCUCAAGUACGGAGAUGUUGAUCAUGGGAAAUCUCAUUUGACAAGUAUUGGAAUGAGGAGUGUCAUCCCAACCUUACUAUGUAUUGUCAUUGACAAAAUGUGUAGAACUAAGCUUGAAGACAUCACAAUGGAUCAUCUUAAACAAUGGUAUUUCUACCUACAUGGCAUUCAAGAGAUCUCAGGCUUCAAACUGUUUCCAAUCCGAAAGAUUUUGUAUGGAAAGUUCUUGAGAGCCUAUUUGGGUUAUAAAGUCAUUAGAUGGGAAGAGGAAAUCCCUAAAAAGUUAGACACAAAGAUUGCUACACUGAAAGCCGAAUUAGAAAGAUGUGAGAAGAUGCGAGAAGAACUCCCAGCAAUCUUGUCUGAUAAGUCAUCAUUUAAAUUAGAAUGCUUAAGGGAAACUGCUACAUGGAAGAACAAGACUCCAGUGGAUGCCAUGUUUUAAUAAUAUUAUUCCAUCUUACAAUAAUAGUUUUUAUUUUAUUUGUGUUUAUGUGUGUACUCUUUAAUAUGAAAUUAUGACAUGCUAUAAUAAUUAAUAAAGAUCGUGUGCUGUUACACUAU
Messenger RNA from Cannabis sativa, 2278 nucleotides. RefSeq lists its product as uncharacterized. The coding region runs from base 150 to 2159 and encodes 669 amino acids. NCBI's taxonomy places the organism in Eukaryota, Viridiplantae, Streptophyta, Magnoliopsida, Rosales, Cannabaceae. The transcript has 2 exons. The record is from RefSeq and is a predicted model, not a curated record.